GGGCACUGGGCCAUGUGGCUCAGUUGGUAGAGCAUGGUGUUUGCAACGCCAGGGUUAUAGGUUCGAUUCCCACGGGGGACCAGUACGGGGGAAAAUGUAUGCAUCACUCACUACUGUAAGUCGCUAUGGAUAAGAGCGUCUGCUAAAUGACUAAAAUUGUAAAAUGAAAUGUACAAAAUGCAAAACGAACUAUCAGUAAGGAUGACGUCACUUCCUGUCAUUCCUGCCAACGGAAGUAAUUAAUUGAGGAAAAUGGCAACCCCGUAUGUUGAAGAUCAAUCUGGGAAAUACAUUGCUGCUACACAGCGACCUGAUGGAACCUGGAGGAAGCCUCGUAGAGUGAAGGAUGGUUAUACCCCUCAGGAAGAGGUCCCUGUCUACGAGAAUAAAUUUGUGAAGUUCUUCAAGGGCAAGCCCGAUCUUCCACCAGGUAUGAGCCCCGGCAAUGCGGCCCAGGCAAGGCAGCAGCAGGGGAUCCCCGGCAUUGCAGAGAAUGAGAUAGCUGGGCUCUCCAAGACAGCCAAGCGAAACAUGAAACGCAAGGAAAAGCGCAAGCAGCAAGGCCCAGAUAGCAAUGUGGAAUUACUAACAAAUGCUGUUGAGACUAUGACGUUUGCAGAGGACGGUGACAAUGUGACGCCUGCAUCUAACCCAGCUGGAGCUACUUAUGACCCUUCAUCUGCAAUAGCAGAAAAGGCCAAGAAGAUCAAGAACAUAAAAAAGAAGCUGAGGCAGGUUGAGGAGCUGCAGCAGAAACUGGACUCUGGGGAAAUCAAGCAAGCUACAAAAGAGCAGCAGGAGAAGCUUGGAAGGGCCAAGGCCUUACAGGGCGAGUUACUGCAGCUUGAGGAGGAUUCAUGAGAUUGAAAAUGUUGUAAAAAGGGCAGCAGACCAUUUGUGGAAGUUAGACUGUUCAAAAAUACAAACACCCAGUUCUAAAAGAAAUUGACAUUUACAGCUGUGUUGAUGAGCUUCCCUUGAACAUUUUCUGGAUAUUUGUUGUUAUCAGACAGCCAAUGAACAUGAACUUUGGCUUUUGGAAUGCCAAGUGUACAUAAACCCAACACUUCACGUGUUAUGCUGUUGACAAUAAGUGAUCAUGCUUUUCCCACAAUUUGUCUAAAACCAAUUACCGAACAACAAUGAGCCAGCCAGGUUUUUUGUCUUCAUAAAACAGUUGAACUGAUUCGCUAUGCUUGGCUAUGAACUUUUUGGCCAUUCAAUUAUAGUUGUAAUAGCAUUUAUUUGUGUACUUAGUAUGUUUGUGCAUUUCGUAUCUUCGUUUUUUUUUUAUCUUUAUCUGUCAAGAACAGCAUAACAUUUUAUAUAUUAGUUAGUUGCAUUAAAGAUGCAAAAAUCCCCUAUUGAAAAGAAUACCUGUUUGUUGACCCAUCUCUGUGUACUGAAAUGAUACAAAUUUUCCCAAUGAUUGGAUGACUUCAAAUACAGUUUGAAUUUGUUUACAUAAUGAAGAGGUUCAUGGUUUACAACAUUGUAAACAACUAAUAAUGUAAAUCCCCGUGAUUGCAGGGGAUAGAGAGGAUUGUGCUGUUUUUUAAUCUGAUUUCGGCAAUCAGAUAGGAUUAAAUGUUAGAAUGUGAUUCUGGUCCUCCAUGUAGGGUUUUGGUUAUCCAAUCUGACCUUUUAAUCAAGAUUAAAUGUCGUUUUUCAAAGGCGAUUAGGAUAGUUUUGAUGUAAAAAAUCUGGAUUAUCUUGACCUCACUGGAAGGGUGGUUUUAGAAAGGUGAAUGGCACUACAACCAAGCCAUUUUAAUGUAAACUGAACAAAAAAUAUAAAUGCAACAUGUAAAGUGCUGGUCCCAUGUUUCUUGAGCUGAAAUAAAACAUCUCAGAAGUUUUCCAUAUGCACAAAAAGCUAAUUUCGCUCUAAUUUUGUGUACACAUUUGUUUACAUCCCUGUUAGUGAGCGUUUUGUCUUCUGUCAAGAUAAUCCAUCCACCUGACAGAUGUGGCAUAUCAAGAAGCUGAUUAAACAGCAUGACCAUUACGCAGGUCCACCUUGUGCUGGGGACAAUGACAGGCCACUAAAAUGUGCAGGUUUGUCACACAACACAAUGCCGGAGAUGUCUGAAGUUUUGAGGGAGCGUGCAAUUGGCAUGGUGACUGCAUGGAAUGUCCACCAGAGCUGUUGCCUGAGAAUUGAAUGUUGAUUUCUCGACCAAUGUUGUUUUAGAGAAUUUGGCAGUAUGUCCAACCAGCCUCACAACCGCAGAACACGUGUAACCACGUCAGCCCAGGACCUCCACAUCCUACUUCUUCACCUGCGGGAUCAUCAGAGGGGGUGCUGAGGAGUAUUUCUGUCGGUAAUAAAGCCCUUUUCUGGGGAAAAACUCAUUCUGAUUGGCUGGGCCUUGCUCCCCAGUGGGUGGGCCUGGCUCCCAAGCUGAUGGGCCUAUGCCCACCCAUAGAUGUGCCCCUGCCCAGUCAUGUGAAAUCCAUAGAUUAGGGCCUAAUUAAAUUAUUUAAAUUGACUGAUUUCCUUAUAUGAACUGUAACUCAACAAAAUCUUUGAAAUUGUUGUGUUUAUAUUUUUGUUCAAUAUAACUAAAGUGACAAGGUUUAAAAAGCUAUUUUGCAUCUGAAAACCAAAGGUAAUGUUAAAUUGGUUGCAGUAAAGUUAUGUGGUCAGUUGUUAUAUUGAGAAGUGUCAAAUAAAUGCAUGUACUUAUGUGA
Messenger RNA from Salmo salar (Atlantic salmon), 2694 nucleotides. It is a transcript of the gene pym1a, whose product is annotated as partner of Y14 and mago A-like. Lineage: Eukaryota; Metazoa; Chordata; Actinopteri; Salmoniformes; Salmonidae. Gene Ontology annotation, molecular function: RNA binding. The record is from RefSeq and is a predicted model, not a curated record. Gene Ontology annotation, biological process: exon-exon junction complex disassembly. Gene Ontology annotation, cellular component: cytoplasm; exon-exon junction complex.